AUGACCGUCAAGAACAGAAUUUGUCAAAUAUCUCUUGCACUGAGUUCAAACAAUCCAGAAAACGACAAUAUUGUAUUUCCAGCACAAGCGGAUAAAGCCACCCGACAACAAGAGCGAGAAGUGAACAUCAAGAGUCUCGAAGCGCCUUGUCCUCGACUAGGCUGGCCACAUGAUGCUCAUCUCCAGAGCUGUCCGCAUCCGAUGCGAAUGAAUGUGCAACAUACGGACGAGUUGAGGGAACUUCAUGAAGCACUGGUGCUUGCCAUUGAUAAUAUUAUUGAAAGAUGGUGGAAAGAUGAAGAGGCAGGGUUUUCGAAGAGAAUGCCUUUGGAGGCGCAUGAGGAACUCCUUUUACGGUGGAUUGACGGUGGUGAUACGGCCUCUCGUCCAUUUGAUCAACAUCAAGGCUCUUGGAGACCGGAUUUUCUGAUUGAAGAAGUACCCACGACUGAUGGACCUGAAUCAUCGAAAGAGCAGUUUCGUAUUUGCGAAAUCAAUGCACGAUUUGCUUUCAAUGGAUUCUUGAUUACCGCGUACGGCCAGCAAGGUCUACUAUAUCUGGGAGCUGAACGGAAAGGAUUCAAGGGGGCAGCAGAGCGCGACGAAAUUAUAGAUGGUUUGUUCACAUUGUUUGACCCCGACCUUCCUUUACAUCUUCUCAAAGGUAGAGAGGGAGGCCACGAUAUCCUCAUGUUCCUCGAAUGUGCGGAGCGGCGAAUAGGAGUUGUACCUAAACUCAUUUCACCUCAGGAUCUUCGGCUGGUGUCGACUCCAGACUCCAAAACAGGAUACAAGCUCUGCUGCGUGAUUGAUAUCGACCAAGCAUUAUCAGCAAACACGAUGCAUCCCAAAUCAUCAACCUUGACUGAUCACGCAACAGGAGAAGUCCUGGAAGAAAUCUACCAAGUAGGACUCGAACUUCAUCAGCAGGAGCUUCAAGCGCUCUCGCCCGAAAUGCUUCAACAUCUGUCCUCACGCUGCUUCAACGAUCUCAGAUCCGUUUUCCUAGUGCAUGACAAGAGAUUACUCGGAAUCGUUCACCAAGAACUGGAUUCGUUGGUUCACAGGCAUCAAGUCCUUACUGAGCGUCAAGUCGAGGUUCUGCGCCGUGGUAUUGUACAUACAAUUCUUCCUGGGUCACCGGAACUCAAGGCUUUUGUACGUCAGUGUCAGGAGUCACCGUCAUUUAAAGACAAUUAUAUCCUCAAGCCUGUACGAGGCGGUAAGGGUGAAGGGAUCAUCUUUGGAGAUGAGGUAUCAACUGGUGAAUGGAAUGAAAAGCUCAAAGCACUUGAAAGUGCAGUGCUGGUACCGAAUGGAACGACCUAUGUGGUACAACGUCAGGUGCAGCAACCGCUAUAUGAGGUCUUGUUGAAGGAAGAGGAAGGCGUACAACGCAACCGUCUAGUGGGGACGUACAUGUCUAUUCAUGGAAAAUAUAUAGGGGUUGGAUGUUGGCGAAGUGGACCGGGUAGAGUAUGUGCUAUCAGCCACGAGGGUGCGUGGAUGGUUUCUGUUGUAUGA
Messenger RNA from Penicillium vulpinum, 1524 nucleotides. RefSeq lists its product as uncharacterized. The transcript has 3 exons. Lineage: Eukaryota; Fungi; Ascomycota; Eurotiomycetes; Eurotiales; Aspergillaceae. The record is from RefSeq and is a predicted model, not a curated record. The coding region runs from base 1 to 1524 and encodes 507 amino acids.